This is a messenger RNA of Nymphaea colorata (pocket water lily), 554 nucleotides long. RefSeq lists its product as uncharacterized. The record is from RefSeq and is a predicted model, not a curated record. The transcript has a single exon. The coding region runs from base 70 to 402 and encodes 110 amino acids. Lineage: Eukaryota; Viridiplantae; Streptophyta; Magnoliopsida; Nymphaeales; Nymphaeaceae.
CGCAGAGACGAAACAUCAUCCAUUAUAGCUCUGCUGCUCCUUCUCUAAUACCUUUGGAGGAUCGCUAUCAUGUCGAUGGCUCAGUGGCAGCUGAUUUGCUUAGUUAUAGCAGCAACUUGUGUAGUCUCAACGGCAUCAGAUGCACCUGGAGUGCAAACGGAUCAAUCGGCACCAAGCACAGAGGGGGCAGCUACUCCUCCUAUAGGAGAUGAGAUUGUCAGACACAUUGCAGUGAUGGCAGAGGCACCGGCAGCAGCUCGGAGGCUUGGUCAUCAUCAUGAGAGCAGUUCAUCUGCUGCUGGUGGUGGUGUUAUUCUUGGUGGGCUUGGUACUGCUAUGAUUAUUGCAGUUGUUUGUUAUGUUCGGGUCACUAGAAGGGAGAGUCCUGAAGAAAAUGUAUAGACUACGGCAUAUUAUAGGAUUCACAAUAGUUCUGUAACAUUAUAGAAAUUGAAGAAACUGUAUAUUGAUUUAAAUAGAUCACUCUUUCUUUCAGAAAUAGAAGAAACUGAUAUUGUAUUGUAUCAUUGAUUUAAAUGAAUAUCUGUUUGGCA